CGAAAGGGAAGAGACACUAACGCCAGAGAGACUCGCACGCCGUGCAAAAGCAAAUCGAGUUUAGUUUGCACGAUCAGCUGUUGUCAUAUGUUAACUGAAGUAAAAUCACUAGAGCAAGUCGAUGAUAAUGCCGAAAUUAAAAAACAUGAUUAAGCACAUAUCGGUAACGAUACCGAAUUACCAUAUUAUACAUAUUUACUCGCACUAAUCGUUAUGGGUCGUCAAAUUAUCAAAUAAUCUGCUCUUGUGAAAUAUUCAAACGAAUCUAUAAAAUAGACUGACCGGGUGACGCUUGCAAACAAAUGAGAUAAGAGAGCAGGUGAUCGGUGUCCGUUCCGAAGGUUAUACAUCAUAGUCGACGCAACGCAACGGAUAGUGCGAAUGCGGCUUGCAGUAUCGGCAUUAGCAUUUUCAAAUCGUAGCGCUCACCAACAAUCAAUCAGGAAUUAUCUAUUGAGUUACGUCACACCGCAGCUGAGGUAGUGGCGAUGUUGGUGACAAGCCAAAGCAUCGCAUAGGGUCAGUUGAACACAACAUGUAAAUACGAGUGUCGGCUGCGAUAAAGUUUUAGCGCAAACCAAAAACCAAUAGAAAAUAGCUUCGGUUAAAUUUGGCAGUACAAGUCUGUUGGCCACACGAGUACUGUUACAGUUAUUGUGUCUCGCUACUUCAAUAUUGACUAAAAAACCCUACAUCACACAACAGCUCACUGAUUAGUAACAAAUAUCGCCUGAUAGAAAAACACGCAGACGAAGCUAUGUUAGUAUUUCAUUGCUGCUAAAUGAGAAUCACUCACUCAGAACCACAGCUGGUAUCAGCGAGUUCGGACGCGCCGACAAAACACUUUCCAUCGCAGGCGUGAAGAAUUGUGCAGAAACUUUUACACUUGAUCAAUAGUUAUUCAUUAUAAAUAUCUAUCUUUGCUGAAAACUGCCGGAAUUUGUGUAAAAUUAUUCAGUAACAGUGUUGUGAAAAAAAAAUAUUUAAAAAGUGUGUAUAAAAUAUAAAUAUAUAUUUAAAUUAAUUUUUAAAAUUAUACGAAUAAAUUUCCCAACCUAUGCAAGCUGAUAAGUUUGGCUUGUUAUACAAUACCAACGAACGAUACAAAGUACAAAAAGGCUGUUUUCUAAAAUCAAUAUAUACCUAUAUAAUAUGUGCCUAUAAGUGAAACGAGAACAAGACACCAAAUGAUCAUAGCGUGGACUUCGCUUACUUAACUUCGAAGGAUUUGACACGAUAACACCAAACCACAAAAAUUAAUACACUGGCAAUAAAACGCACGCUCAAGCCAAGUGUGGAAAGACUUUAAUAAUUACUUAUAAUUUAUUGAAGCCAAAAUAUUGUUAGUAUUAGUAGUAUUGUAAGCAGAACACAACUUAGAAAAUGAAUCCCGAAUUAUCGAAGAUAGAUGGCAGUACUCUUGUGCUCUCACCACUCAUUACAAAAGCGCUGAAAAAGAAGCCGAUAAAACCACUGGGCGAACGCAAGAAAGCGGUGCGACGGCAGCAACUGAUGGUGUUGCUUGGUAAUACCUGUGUGGUGGCGUCGGGCAUGUCGGUCGCAUUGCCCUCCGUUUCAUUGAGUCAACUAACAAGUAAAGAUGACAUUUAUCAACUGACCACCGAGGAAAGUAGUUGGUUUGCAUCCAUCAAUAGUAUGGCCUGUCCGCUUGGCGGUUUGAUUGUUGGUUAUCUGAUGGAUCGGUUUGGGCGCAAGAACACAAUGCUGCUUACCAAUGUAGUUGGUAUAAUCGGUUCGGCCUUGUUAGCAACGGCAACCUACCAAACAUCCAGAGAUGCCCUCUUCGUCCAAAUGUUGAUUGGUCGUUUUGUGUCAGGUCUUAUGAUGGGCGCAGCGCUGUCGCCCAUUGGCUCUUACUCGGCGGAAAUCAGUUUGCCGCGCAUGCGUGGCCGUCUGAUUUUGGGCUCGUCCAUUGCCAUAGCUACGGGCAUAUUGCUGAUGUAUGUACUGGGUUUUCUUAUACGCAACCAUUUUCAAUUGAUUUGCCUCAUCUCAGCGAUUUAUCAAUGCAUUGCUUUUUGUUGUGUUUUACCAAUGCCGGAAUCGCCUAGUUGGCUGAUGCAGAAGGGACUUACGGAGAAGGCGCGCAAAUCGUUAAAGUAUUUCCGUGGUCUCUCCGAGAAUGACAAAACCACCUAUGACGAGUUCGAGAAGGAAUUGGCAAUGAUUAAAAAGAAUUCCGACCAGAGCCGAGAAGCUGCCGAGAGCGAAUCACUUUUGCAGGCCAUACGUUCGCCUGAAGUAUAUAAACCACUCACCAUGAUGAUAGGUUUCUUCUUCUUCCAACAAUUCUCGGGCAUUGUCAUUGUAAUUGUAUUCGCAGCACAAAUCGCAACCAGCGCCGGUGUCGCCGCAGAUCCUAUGCUCGUGGCCAUCUUCGUCGGUAUAGCACGCAUCAUCACUACCUUCUUCAUGGGCACGAUUUUCGAACAUUGGGGUCGUCGGCCGGCAGGGGUUCUCUCGGCGACUGGCAUGACAGUCUGCAUGUUACUGCUAGCGGCAAACGGAUGGUGGCCUGUCAUCGGCGAAUACUUGUCACUGCUGCCAAUUAUUUGUAUUGUGCUGCAUAUCAUAUUCUCCACACUGGGACUGCUGACGCUGCCAUUCUUGAUGAUCUCCGAAGUGUUUCCACAGCGUGUGCGAGGCAGCGCUAACGGUUUCACGUUGUUUGUUGGACUAACAUUCUCGUUUGCCGUUGUGAAAUUGUAUCCCAGCGUGGAAGUGCUGAUCGGUACACCUAACAGCUUUGCCGGCUUUGGUCUCAUCUCACUGCUCGGACUUGUGUUCAUCAUUUUCGUGGUGCCUGAGACGAAGGGCCGUACACUAUUGGAAAUUGAGAACUAUUUCCGCACCGGACGACGUGUAACGAAUGCGCAAGUGGCACGUCGCCAGUCGCAAAUCGCAAUGGAGGUUGCUGCGGGGGCCUAUAGCUCCCAGUAUGAGCUGGAUGAGGUCAUCAUGCGUCUGAGUAAACUGCACGAAGACUGUGAAGCAAAUGAAGCUGAUAAUUGAGCAUAAAAUAUUUUAGAUAUAUGUAAUGUAUUGUAGGUACAAAUUUAUGAUUUUUCUGGUCUAGAGAAUAAGUGUACUUAAUGUUAAUAUUAAAUGAAUUAUUCAACUGUGAUGCUUGCUCGAGCUUGCAACUAGACUUUGUAUGACAAAAAACGCUAGUUUACUGAGAAGUUAAUAAAACAACAAUUUAAAAGUCUACCGUCA
This is a messenger RNA of Bactrocera oleae (olive fruit fly), 3237 nucleotides long. RefSeq names its product facilitated trehalose transporter Tret1-2 homolog. The record is from RefSeq and is a predicted model, not a curated record. Gene Ontology annotation, biological process: transmembrane transport. Gene Ontology annotation, cellular component: membrane. NCBI's taxonomy places the organism in Eukaryota, Metazoa, Arthropoda, Insecta, Diptera, Tephritidae. Gene Ontology annotation, molecular function: transmembrane transporter activity.